AUGUUUUUUGUACCUCUGGCUCUGCUUUCAUUGGGCCUAGGCGGCGUAAAUGCCGUCCCUAUGCCAGCCCCUCAAGCACAGACAACGGAUGCUCCCAAUGAGUGUGUCCCAAAGACUAGCACGCGCCUUGGAAUCGACACUACUGUCCCCAAUCUGGCAAGCUUUGUUAGCGACCUCAAUGGGAAAUACUCCACGUCGGGAAUUUCAUGGUCAGGAACUCGCAUUCCGAUUCACACGAGAACUCUAAGCUACGAGGGCAUCGGUCUUGUAACUGCUGUUGCUUAUUAUGAUUCUCAUGCGCUUGAGUCCGACGGCUACAGAAUUGUGAGCAGUGUUACUACCAUUCCAUGCGUCACGACUCCCACUCUUCCUCCCUCCCCAACCGGUUCCAUUUGUAGUGCGCACGGCGACCAUUGGCAUUGUGAACCAUACCCGUCGACGACUACCACUGCGGAUGGGGAAUGUACUCCUCACGGCGACCACUGGCAUUGCCCUCCCGGAGUCCCAGAACCCACUACACCCCCACCACAGACUACUACAACCACGCCAGCUGCUACCUGUGAACCUCACGGUGACCACUGGCACUGUCCACCGGGUGUACCAGAACCUACCACCCCUCCUCCACAGACGACAACGUCUAGGACGACUACAGUCGGUACUUGUGAGCCGCACGGCGACCACUGGCACUGCCCACCAGGUGUCCCAGAGCCUACGACUCCUCCUCCUCAGACUACAACCUCAAGGACUACUGCCACAACAGUGGCAACCUGCGAACCGCAUGGUGAUCAUUGGCAUUGUCCGCCAGGAGUUCCAGAGCCCACUACCCCUCCUCCUCAAACUACAACUACAUCAAAAACUACAAGUAGAACCAGCACCACAAUUGGUACUUGUGAGCCACAUGGUGACCAUUGGCAUUGUCCACCAGGAGUUCCAGAACCAACCACUCCUCCUCCUCAAACUACUACUACGAGAAGAACUACUACGACCACUACACCAACUGCCACUUGUGAACCGCACGGGGAUCACUGGCACUGCCCACCAGGUGUGCCAGAGCCAACUACUCCCCCCCCUCAAACCACAACUACGACGAGGUCUACGACAAGAACCACAAGUAGAACUACCACAAUUGGUACAUGUGAGCCGCAUGGAGACCAUUGGCAUUGCCCGCCUGGGGUUCCUGAGCCAACUUCACCACCUCCACAAUCUACAACCACCAAAAAGACAACCACUACACCUGUAGCUACCUGUGAACCGCAUGGGGAUCAUUGGCACUGCCCACCUGGGGUGCCUGAGCCCACCACUCCCCCACCGCAGUCAACUACAACUAAGAGAACUAGUACCGUUGGAACUUGCGAACCACAUGGCGACCAUUGGCAUUGCCCACCCGGCGUUCCUGUACCUACCACACCUCCUCCACAAACCACAACUAAAAAGACAACCACUGGCGCUCUAGCCACUACUUGCGAGCCUCAUGGAGAUCACUGGCAUUGUCCGCCAGGAGUACCAGAGCCCACAACACCACCAGCUCAACCCACUACAACCAAAAAGUCUGCCACAACUAGAAGGACUACUACUCCAGCUGCUGCUACUUGUGAACCUCAUGGGGAUCACUGGCAUUGCCCGCCUGGUGUUCCCGAGCCCACGGCUCCACCAGCACAAACAACAACUAGGAAGACUACUACUGCACCAGGAUCGGCGGCUUGCGAAGCUCAUGGUGACCAUUGGCACUGCCCCCCUGGCGUUCCAGAGCCGACUACCCCUCCCGGUGGAAGCAACCCAAAUCCCUCAACCACUGGUGGAAGCGGAAAUGGCGAGUGUGAAGCCCAUGGCGAUCACUGGCACUGCCCACCCGGCGUUCCUGAACCUACAACUCCUCCUGGGGGCCAUCAGCCAUCAGCUCCAAGUUCAAGUGGGGGUGUAGGCCAAUGCGAGGCCCACGGUGACCACUGGCACUGUCCUCCUGGCGCUCCUGAGCCAACAACCCCCCCUGGUAGCAAUCCAGAACCCACAAACACUGGUGGAAGUGGAAACGGUGAGUGCGAAGCCCAUGGCGAUCAUUGGCACUGUCCUCCCGGUGUUCCAGAACCAACCAACCCUCCAGGAUCCGAACCUACAGAUGGCGCUACUCCAACUGGUGAGUGUGAAGCCCACGGUGACCAUUGGCAUUGCCCUCCUGGUGUUCCAGAACCAACCAAUCCUCCAGGCUCUCAACCCGAACCGACGGAUGGCGCUACUCCAACUGGUGAGUGCGAAGCCCAUGGAGACCAUUGGCAUUGUCCUCCUGGCGUUUCGGAGCCAACCAUCCCACCAGGGUCAAAUCCCACAGAUGAGCCAGUCCCAACUGGAGCUAGUGAAUGCGAGGCCCACGGUGAUCAUUGGCACUGUCCUCCCGGCGUUCCAGAGCCUACUAAUCCUCCAGGUUCUGAACCCGAACCUACCGACGGCCCAACUCCAACUGGUGAGUGUGAAGCCCAUGGAGACCACUGGCAUUGUCCACCUGGAGUCCCAGAGCCCACCUACUCUCCCAGCCAAAACCCCACCCCACUCCCGGUUGUAACAGGUGGCCAGUGUGAAGCCCAUGGAGACCACUGGCACUGUCCAUCCGGGGUUCCCGAACCCACCACUCCACCUCCAACUGACGGAAAUAACCCUACCCCAACAUCCCCUGGUUCUGAAGAAUGUGCCGCUCAUGGUGACCAUUGGCACUGUCCUCCAGGUGUCCCAGAGCCCACUUCUCCACCUCCGCCCGCUCCUACCGAUGAUGAAGAUGAUACCCCUGGUGAAUGUGUCGCCCAUGGAGAUCAUUGGCAUUGUCCUUCCGGUGUCCCGGAGCCAACCUAUGCUCCUUCCCAAACAGUUGAUCCUCUUCCUCAAUAUACCGGAGCGGCUUCCAGCUUGUUUUCUUUCUCCAAUAAGAAGACUAUCGUUGGAGCCGUUUCCGCCAACAUUAUUCUCUUGGUUUUGUUCCCCUUUGCAUAA
Molecule: messenger RNA, 2979 nt
Organism: Orbilia oligospora ATCC 24927
Lineage: Eukaryota; Fungi; Ascomycota; Orbiliomycetes; Orbiliales; Orbiliaceae
Exons: 2
Coding region: 1-2979 (992 amino acids)
Source: RefSeq, a predicted model, not a curated record